GCCCCAGUAGACCUCUGUGGAAGGAAAGCCAAGGACCAUAGCGCCCAGUAACAAUGUAAUAUACAUAUUUGGUAACCUAUCUACCAAAAAGACCAACUUUUUUAAUUUUGGGCAAGGUGAAUCAAACCAGUCAUCAUGGUUUUCACUGUGCGCCUUUCCUUGGAGCGCACUUUACGCACAGCAGUUUUGGCACUUGUACUUUACGCGCAGGCCGGUUUUGGAUUCUCAGUCGCGGGGCAGCAGGAAAGCACCUGCGAGGCCAACGGGAGCAUAUACUUCGUAGGGGAAUGGUAUUUUCUGGACUCUGAUCACUGCACCCAGUGUGAAUGCACCACUGAGGGCUCCGCAUGUUCCCGCACAGAGUGCACCUCCCUCCCUGCUGCGUGCAUCCAUGUCAGCCACUACCCCACCGACUGCUGCCCCAGGUGCGAGAAGAUCGGGUGUGAGUACCGAGGAGUGGUGUACGAACUGGGGCAGAACUUCCAGCCAUCAGAAUGUGAGCAGUGUACUUGUGACAGUGAUGGCAUCGCCCGCUGUCUAGUUGCGGAUUGUGCCCCUCCACCAUGCGUCAACCCCAUCUACCAGCCUGGGAAAUGCUGCCCUGAAUGCAGGGAGGGUCCUAACUGCUACGUCGAUGCAUCACGCAGCCGGGUGAUUCCUGCAGGAGAGCCCAUCUGGGUCGACUCCUGCACCAAAUGUCGUUGUCACGACGGUCAAGACGCCGGCUACUGGGAGGGAAACCGUCUCGCCACCUGUUCCCGCCUCAAAAAUUGUACGCCUGAACAACCAUCCACCAAGAAAAACUGAUUCCCUCCGUCAGCAGAGAACCAGCUGUUAUCCUAAAAUAUACAACCCCUGGUGGCUGAUCAACUUUACUCCUUCCAUCUCUAAGAACAUGCUAAAACCUCCUGUGCAGCUGAGAGUGGAUCAUUUGAAAGUUUUUUGGGGAAACAGGACUGAACAAGAACCAAAUAGAGCUGCCUUCCACAAAAUAAAUGUAUCCAAGGUUUUGCAAUACUGAUGAAACUUACUGAAUUUGUCACUUUGUUGGAAAAGGCUGGCCCACUAUCAGGCCUUGGCUGCAUCUUACAAACACGUUCUAAAUUCAAGGGUACAGACCGCUCAAAGCUCCGAGUUUUCUGCAUGUCAGUGGGUUUUGGCAAUUUUAUUAUUAUCCAAAGUUUUGGUUCUGUCACGUAGAAACCCUCUGAGUCAAUGAGGCCUUCAUUCAUUUAGUUUAAAUCGUGAUCCAUGGCGCAUAUUCCUAAAUCAAAUUGUGUUUCAUCAAAUUGACACUGACUGACUUGACACCUUUCGGCCAGGUCAGAAUGCAUAGUGGGUGGUUGGUGGAAGAUCCAUACAUCCCCUAAUACCUUAAUCCAGCUUUACUUAUAUGUAAAGAAGACUGGAUAAGACUUAAUCCUUCUAUAGAUGAGAAGAUGAAUUGUAGUCCUUGAAAACCACUGAAAACAUUGACAUGUAGGAAAACUGUAAUAAAACUCCAUUUAAUAAUAUGGACUACGGUGAUGUAAGUAUAAGAUGUUUGAUUAGCAGGGCCUCAAUCCCUAAGCAUACUGUGAUGUCAGAACUCCUAUGAAAUCAUAGUCAAACAAAUCUGACAGGAACUAAAACAAACCAACCUCACCCCUGAAAGGUGACCACACUGCAGAUAUUUACCCUUUUAUAUUUUAUCUGCCUGUCCACGGUUUCUUAAAAAAAUAUUUUAAAAGACAGAGACUAUAGCUUUUAUAGAAGCUAGUUACCCAGGAGGGAUAUUUUUUAAUUUCCAGACACCUGCUUUGGGAAACAACUGGCAACAUAAUAAAGCCAAUGAGAUUAUUGGAUGAUAACGAAUUGUAAUUGACCUGUCACGGGUUGAUGCACCAGCCAAAUGUAUGCACAGCUGUGAUUCAAUUUCAACUCGGAAAUGGCCUAGUGAAGCAAUUAACAAUUUAUAACUGUUGUGGAAAUUCUGCAGUUCAAUAUGCAGGCUAAUUAAAAUAUAACGUAUUAGACUAUGGUUUAACAUUUGACUGUACAGUAGUUGUAGACAAGAGCGAUAUUUGAAAACAGGGUUGUUAUUUGUUCAUGUUCACUGUAGAGUAGGAAAAACAAUCUGUAAUUAACUGCUUUAGUAAUUUUUCACUAGAAAGAAUGUGUAGCCUUUCUUAGGAACAGCCCUCCUCGUUAUUGCCACUGUUAUCAAAGUGUACAGUUGUCAUCUGUGUUUGAUGAAAAAUAAGUGUAUUGUCAUUUUAUAUGGGCUGAUCUGCAGAAGAUCUUAUAUUUUUUUUUAUAUUGUUUUCAUUAUCUACCACUUUAAUCAUGAGGGACCUUUGAAUGAAAACCAAAAAUAAACUUGUCUCAUUUCAUGUUUAUGUGCUGUGUUGAAGCCUGUAAUGGCAUUUACUUUAAGACUCCCAAGCUGCUGCUGUAUAUCAUUACAACUGACACGUCUCACUGACUUGAUUCUCUCCGAAAAGCUUCUUUAUGAGAGGUUUGGGAUUAAGUUGAAACUUUUAGGGUUAUGAGCACCUUUUAAAUCUCAUUUUAUCAGGAGACUUUAUGAAUAACUAUGCUCUUUUCUGGAGGGGAGUAGUAAUUUAAAAGUAUUCAGAAUAAGAGCUGAAAGAGCUGCCAUAGUUCUGCUCUUAAUUACCAAAUAAACAGAAAGACACAAGGUUUGACAUUUUGUGAAAUAUACUUAUUUGCUUUAUGGCUGAGAGUUAAAUGAUAAGAUGGACUUCACUCUCAUGUCUUUUGGGGAAAUAUGAAGCUACAGCAAGCAGCAGGUUAGCCAUGAAUCAUGAAGUGUGUUAUGCUGCUAAUAUACCCAGCCAUCUUUUUAAAUAUUCC
This is a messenger RNA of Anoplopoma fimbria (sablefish), 2856 nucleotides long. RefSeq lists its product as uncharacterized. Bases 136 to 807 code for a protein of 223 amino acids. NCBI's taxonomy places the organism in Eukaryota, Metazoa, Chordata, Actinopteri, Perciformes, Anoplopomatidae. The transcript has 3 exons. Gene Ontology annotation, molecular function: protein binding. The record is from RefSeq and is a predicted model, not a curated record. Gene Ontology annotation, biological process: negative regulation of BMP signaling pathway. Gene Ontology annotation, cellular component: AMPA glutamate receptor complex.